AAGGUAAGCAUCAAACUUUAACAGGAACAGAACAUGGAAAAUGUCCCUUACUAAUAGCAAGAGAGAAUUGUUUUUUAGUUUCUGAGAUUAGAAAGUGUGUAUCUUGUUUGGUAGGAAAGAAAAUUUGAGGGUUAAAAAAAAAAAAGGAGAGAAAUUCACAGGCUUCUCGAGCUUUUUCUUUCUUUCUGUGCUCUGCAACUCCCAGUCUGUUGCUCCAUUUUGGGUGGGUUGGGAUUUCACGGGCAAAGUCCCAUUUGGGGUCUCUUUCGUCACCCACCAAUCAUCCAACGGUUGCAGUGUCUCCACGUCUUCACCACCACCGCGUCUUCUAGCUCGAUCUCGAACUGGGUGGUCUUUGAAUCUAUGAUAUGAUAAUGUGAGUGUUGGGUUUUUGGGAUUCUGGUUUUGGAUUAAGAGUGCUUUUGGGGUCGUAGUGGGAAGCAAGAGAGAGCAAUGGAUCGAGCGGCAGUGACUGUUGGUCCGGGAAUGGACAUGCCGAUCAUGCACGACAGCGAUCGGUUCGAGUUGGUUCGGGACAUCGGGUCAGGUAAUUUCGGAGUGGCGAGGUUGAUGAGGGAUAAGCAGACUGAGGAGCUUGUAGCAGUCAAGUAUAUCGAGAGAGGUGAGAAGAUAGAUGAAAAUGUAAAGAGGGAAAUUAUCAACCAUAGGUCACUACGACAUCCAAACAUUGUGAGAUUCAAAGAGGUAAUAUUAACACCAACCCAUCUGGCUAUUGUGAUGGAAUAUGCAUCUGGAGGAGAACUAUUUGAGCGGAUAUGCAAUGCAGGCCGGUUCAGUGAGGAUGAGGCACGCUUCUUCUUUCAACAACUUAUAUCAGGAGUCAGUUACUGUCAUGCAAUGGUAAGUGCCUUUAGUUUAGUGCCUUAUUUUCAUAAUAUUAAUAACUACACAGUUGGAUCCCUUUUUCUGCAUUUGUCUAUGAAGCAAGUAUGCCACCGGGACCUGAAAUUAGAGAACACAUUAUUGGAUGGGAGUCCUGCUCCACGUUUGAAGAUUUGUGAUUUUGGUUACUCCAAGUCCUCAGUGCUGCAUUCACAACCAAAAUCAACUGUCGGAACUCCGGCGUACAUAGCUCCUGAAGUGCUUCUCAAGAAAGAAUACGAUGGCAAGAUUGCAGAUGUCUGGUCAUGUGGUGUAACCUUGUAUGUUAUGUUGGUUGGAGCAUAUCCUUUCGAAGACCCUGAGGAGCCUAAGAACUUCCACAAAACAAUACACCGAAUUUUAAAAGUCCAGUACUCUAUUCCUGACUAUGUUCAUAUAUCUCCUGAGUGUCACCAUCUGAUCUCUAGGAUUUUUGUUGCUGACCCCUCAAAGAGGAUAACCAUUCCUGAAAUUAGAACUCAUGAGUGGUUUUUAAAGAACCUACCAACAGAUCUCAUGGAUGAGAACACAAUGAACAACCAAUUUGAAGAGCCAGAUCAACCAAUGCAAAGCAUUGAGGAAAUCAUGCGUAUAAUUACCGAAGCUACCAUCCCUGCAGCAGGUACAAAUAAUCUUAACAAUUAUUUGGGUGACAGCCUGGACAUUGAUGAUGAUAUGGAGGACCUAGAGAGUGAUCCUGAACUCGACAUUGAUAGCAGUGGGGAAAUAGUGUACGCAAUCUGAUUCAAAAGCACUGCAGGUGGGGGCAGGGAGACUCUGAUUGUUCAAUGUGCAUUGAAGUUUAUAUUUGAAACUUUAGCGCAAAUCAAAAUACGGGGUGACUUUUCAUCACUAGUCAGAAAUGGAGGAAAGUUUAGGUCAGGUUUUGGGAAACCUUUGAUGUCUUCUUUUCAAGUGGAGUUGUGUAUCAUAUUGUAGUCUUUGUAAAUUGUGACAUGUAAUUUAGCUUUGAUUAUAACGUUGUCUUUAACCAUGACGGUGACCAUUUUCAGUAUGAAGAUUAAUAAUCUCUUGGUCACGUGUAAAUUAUUUUCCCAAAAAAACUAUUUUGAAGUU
Molecule: messenger RNA, 1959 nt
Organism: Rubroshorea leprosula
Lineage: Eukaryota; Viridiplantae; Streptophyta; Magnoliopsida; Malvales; Dipterocarpaceae
Source: the annotation of a GenBank genome assembly